This is a messenger RNA of Apodemus sylvaticus (European woodmouse), 3947 nucleotides long. It is a transcript of the gene Lrrc55, whose product is annotated as leucine rich repeat containing 55. The record is from RefSeq and is a predicted model, not a curated record. The transcript has 3 exons. Gene Ontology annotation, cellular component: voltage-gated potassium channel complex. Gene Ontology annotation, molecular function: voltage-gated potassium channel activity; potassium channel activator activity; transmembrane transporter binding. Lineage: Eukaryota; Metazoa; Chordata; Mammalia; Rodentia; Muridae. The coding region runs from base 1107 to 2042 and encodes 311 amino acids.
UUCCCAAGAGGCAUUCAGAUUCUGUGAACUUUCUAAGCAUCCUCUCUCAAAUUUCCUUUCAGCAUAAAAGAAGGGGCACAGGGACCACAGGACAGGAAAACGCAGAAGAUGCUGGCCUGGGAUCCAGGAGACAUGGAAGAGGAGAGUCGGGGGAGGGGAAGAGCCGGAUAGGCAAUCUGUUCGGAAGCUAGCAAGCAAAGGAGCGGGGGAUUCCAGGAUGAGGGAGGCAGAGCCGUGGUGAAUUCGUCUGCGGCAGAUUGAUGUCUGUGUCCUUGGAACAGAAGUGGCUUCUGCCUCUGCCUGCUGAGUGCACAGCUGAGCAUGGUGACGACUUGAAGACAUAGCCCACGCUUUUCUAACUGACCCCUACCUGUGCCUCCAGACUCAUGGUGUUUUCCAGAUUCAGGGGUCCAGACGGUGGGUGUCACUUGGGACUCACCCCUCCCUGGGACGCAAAGUGCACCUCUUGAGAUUCCAGAGGCCACGGAGAGUGAACAGUCAGGCUUUCGGGAGCCCCAUGGGUACAUACUUCUCCCCCAUCCUAAAUCUCUGGCCCCAGGUCUUUUGUGAACUCAUGCCCACUGGGCCACCAAGAGAAAUGGCCUCUGGGACCUUGAAUGCUAGAGAUCAAGGUGCUGUUCUGACUUCCUAAUCAGUCCCAGACCUAGGACAAGGCUUAAGUUUCCUUAGAUGAAGUGCCAGGACCUUUAAAGGGCACCUUUCAUCUCCCUCACAUCCUCCUCUGCCCCACCUGUCAGACACAGCACAAGAGGAAGCAUCCAGCAGGCAUGGGUGACAGAGGCACAAAAGAUCUGCAGGGACCCUUCCAGGACCUGCUGACAGCCACUCCAGCUCCAUCCUUGUUCCCUUCCUAUCUUAAGCUUUGAUCAUCCUUUCAGACCCUGGGGUACUUCACCCGGGUCCUCGCUCCCCAGGCUCUACAAAGGGACAUCCUAUGGAUCGUAGGAAGUCCUUGGGUGUUUAGAGGCUCCCAAGGAAGUGUGAACCAUGAUAGCAUUCUCGCAGAAGCCCCACCUUCCAGACUCAGGCCUCUGAUGUAGCAGCCUCCCUGUAACUUGACUGUUGGACCUAGGGACACCGCUCUCAUGGGCUCCCUACAGCACUGCUGCUGCCAGCUGCCAAAGAUGGGUGACACCUGGGCCCGGCUUCCCUGGCCCGGGCCUCCCCACUCAGCCUUGUUGCUGGUCUUCUUCCUCUUGGCAGCUGGGGUGAGGCACGCUGAUGCGGGUACCAGUUGCCCAGUCCUUUGUACAUGUCGUAACCAAGUAGUGGACUGCAGCAACCAGCGGCUGUUCUCCGUACCCCCGGACCUGCCAAUGGAUACCCGCAACCUCAGCCUAGCCCACAAUCGCAUUGCAGCUGUACCGCCAGGCUAUCUCACAUGCUACAUGGAACUCCGCGUGCUGGAUUUGCGAAACAACUCCUUGAUGGAGCUGCCCCCUGGCCUCUUUCUCCACGCCAAGCGCUUAGCACACCUGGAUCUGAGCUACAAUAACCUUAGUCACGUGCCAGCCGACAUGUUCCGGGAGGCUCACGGACUGGUGCAUAUCGACCUGAGCCACAACCCCUGGCUGCGGAGGGUGCACCCCCAGGCCUUCCAGGGCCUUGUGCAUCUCAGAGACCUGGACCUCAGCUAUGGUGGCCUGGCUUUUCUGAGCCUUGAAGCCCUUGAGGGUCUCCCGGGGCUGGUGACCCUACAGAUCGGGGGUAACCCAUGGGUAUGCGGCUGCACCAUGGAGCCCUUGCUGAAGUGGCUUAGGAAUCGGAUACAGCGCUGUACAGCGGAUUCUCAGCUGGCUGAGUGUCGGGGGCCCCCUGAAGUUGAGGGUGCCCCGCUCUUUUCACUCACGGAAGAGAGCUUCAAGGCCUGCCACCUGACUCUGACCCUGGAUGAUUACCUCUUCAUCGCAUUUGUGGGCUUUGUGGUCUCCAUCGCUUCUGUAGCCACCAACUUCCUCCUGGGCAUCACGGCCAACUGCUGUCACCGCUGGAGCAAGGCCAAUGAAGAAGAGGAGAUUUGACACAGGUGCCUCUCAUCCCUCCAUGCUGCUGCCACUGCUGCUGACCACUGGACACCUUGUAUCACGGUGCCCUGGCCACCUCCAUCAUAGCUCAAACAAGGUUGGAAAGCUAACUUUGUAUGAGCAUCUAUCUACUUUGGGCCAGACACUGUGCUAGCAACUGGGAAUGAAAGACAAAUUCAAUCCAGUCCCUGCCCUUGAGGUACUUACUUCUAAUAAAGGAAAGCAAUUCCAAAACAUCCUUUUAUGACAAAAUGCUAGUACUCUGAGCAUAGAGUAAGGGAAGCCAAGCAGAGGGUCCAUCAUCUGUGCCUCACGAAGUCCAAGAAGAAUUGUAGAAAUCAUCUGUUAAGUAGAGAGGGAAGGGUGGACAUAGCAAAUGAUAGACAUAGUGUGUAGAUUGUGUUGAGAGCAGCAAAGUAUUCCCUGUGGCCUAAAUGCAUAGAGGAGCUAUGUGCAAAAGCAAAGCACAUGUUGACACCCAAUUUUGCAGUUCCCACUGCUGCCUGCCACUGCCCUCCAGGAGUGAGAUAGCCUCCAUGCCAGACACCUUGACCUUUUCCCACUAGCAGCUUUGGGGUGAAAGGACCUUCCAGUGACUUUCUUAUACUGCCCCAAUUCCAGUCUAAUUGUGUGGUAAUCACCCCCAGCAACCUUCCUCCUAUCCCUGUCUCUGCUUUUGACUUAAGCCUUGUCUUCAAAGAAAAGACAGGAAGCCUCACAAUGAGGCACCAAAAAUCUUGGCACCCUGGGACCCCAAUUUAUGUGACUGUUCUUUCCAUGGUGCUCACACCAAAGGAACUCACCAGGAAAGUGCACUGUAGGGUGCAGAUCCUAGCAUGGCAGUGCCCCCCCUCCCCAGCAGGAGGACAAAGCCACUACAGGAUAGUAUAUCUUCUCUCCUUAUAACUCACUCAUUUGAGCAUAAAGAAUAACUAUUAAUUGCUGGUUCUUGCUAAUGUCAGGCGGUAUGAUAAGCUCCCUCCACAACAGUUUCCUUUUACACAUACAACAGCCCUUUCAGGGGGAUUUAUUGUUCCCAUUUGGCAGAUGAGGUCACCGGGCUCAGAAAAGAUAAGGUAGCAUGCUAUGUGUCUAUCAAAAUAAAAUCAGUAUUCUUCAUCACAAUUCUUUCUAAAGCUAUAUAAAUUCAAGUUCAAGUCAUGCUCAUGAAGUGGCUGAUAAGGACCAGGCACUCCUCCGGUGUGGUUCUAUUUGCUGAUUCAUCUCUUGCCAUUCUCACUGCCCGGUAGUUUUUGUCAUUCCCACUUUCCAGUUGAAUUCACUGUGGAGAGUUAGGAUGCUUAUCCAAAUUAUCUGUAUAAACAAAGAGUAUGACAGGUGACGCCACUGAGGAAAUAUGUAUCUAAUCAGUCAGAAACCAAGGACUCUAUGGGAAACACGAUGCUCAACCGUCUUUGUCAUCAUCUUCAUCUUCCUCAUCCCUGUCACCUGCUUCAUCGUGAUCUUCCCUGUCUCCUUGGGCACUGGACAGUCUAGGAUGCUUCUUUUGUAUUCUUCUCCUGUGUGGGAAACAAGUCAAAAUGAUGUCUUACAGAAUGGAAAGCAGAGGCUAAAGGUUGGGUGUGCCUUCAGCCUAAGGCUGGACUCAGUUCUGUCAUGGUUCUCUUUCCAGUGCUUCCUCAGGCACCUGAGGGAAGAGAAUGUCCCAGAAGCCUGCAUAGCAGCACUGUAGAAUUCAGCACUCAUUAUAACAAUAAUAAUCACAAAACCCAAUAAAAGGCAGUAAAGCCCAGCUGCAUACAGACUAUGUUCACGGUGAGGCAACUCCAGCCUCUAAAACAGAGGCACCACAAGUGACAUCUAAACAGAAGACGCCUCCUUAACAGAGUAUAAGCACAUCAUUAGAACUGGUGGCUGUGAUGACUGUCGUUUUUUUUUUUU